AUGUCCUUUGCAGGGUUAAAAAUAGCCACUGCACCCAGACUGACUGAUUUCAAUAAAGUGUCCUUAACAUCAGUUCAGCUUCCCAAACAAGGAGAUUUAGAAUUCUGCUCCUGUGUUUUAUACCACUUGAAAUUAGAAGAUUUUUUUUUGUUUUCUUAUUUUAAGUUGUGACAUCUUAAAUUGCUAAAUUGCUUUUUUAUUCUGACGUACAUUUCUGUCUUUCAGUUCAGAAGAUAAAGUCACGGUGAAAUUUAUUAAUCGUGAUGGAAAUACCAUUGUUGCAGAUGGAAAAGUUGGAGAGUCGCUCCUUGACCUUGUUGUAGAAAAAAAUCUGGACAUUGAUGGUUUUGGUGAGAUAUCUUUGUUUUCUUUUUUGCCACACAAUGAUACAGAAGUAUAAGGAAGAAUGAGCCAGUGCUUUCCUAUGGGGAAUGUGAAGAAUAUGGACGUCCUCAUGCAAAGUGUGAAGACUAAGGUCUAGUGUCGUUUCAAGGAGUUAAACUCUGUGAAACUGCAGGAUGCACCUCUGGUGGACAGUCACUAGAGUAUCUUAACCCUGCAAUAUGACAUGUGCAUACACACAUAUACAGUUUCUAUCAGUAAGAUGAAGUGGUCUGGGUGCAUAUAAUGCAGGGCUUGACAAAUAGGAGCCAGUUUUUCUUUAAACUAACAAAGUUUCAUUUCAACACAAAAAAUGCAAUUCUUAAAGGUAAACUGUAGUCACUAGAACCACUACAGCUUAAUGUAGUUGUUCUGGUGUCUAUAGCCUGUCCCUGCAGGCUUUUCAAUGAAUACACUGACUUUUCAGAGAAAAGGCAUUGUUUAUAUUGCUGCCUUGUAACACCUCUAGCGGCAGUCAAACAGAUGGCCACAUAUUCUACAUGGAGGCACUGAGUAUUACCCAUAGAGAUGCAAUGCUUCAAUACAUCUCUCUCAGAAGAUGUUGAUUGGUGCAGCGCAGUGUUUUGCUGAGGGUAAAGCAUUGACCUAGCUGAGAUCAUAAAGACUGAUCUCCGUCAUGGAGGUUGGACUAGCUGGGGCAAAACACACAGCAUAGCAAAAAAGCGGAGUCAAAACACCCUUCUCAUGUGAUCUGCGGGGGGCAUGUACCUAAACACACACGCUCUGACGGGCGUGAGAGUACGGUCUGUCCCUGACUCUCUCUCACACACAUCAACACACAUUUUCUCUCUCUCACACACACUUCCAUUUUUAUUUUAAUUUUAGCCCUCCCAGCCUCCCUACUAUUGGGAGAGUUGGGUGGGUCUUUCCCUGGGGUCCAGUGGAGCUACUCUCUGAUCUUUCUGCCGUUCCUCUCUGCUUCCUUGCGCACUCUCUGUAGUGUUACCGGGCUAGAGUGAUGUCAUAUUCCUGCUCCCGGCAUCACUAAAGCCCUGCUAUUGUGUCCUUUAACCCCUUAGUGACCUCGGACAUAUUGGGUACGUCCGCGGCUAAUUGAAGCGCUAAUUAGAAUAAAAACUAUAGUAAUCAAAAAAGCCAUAAAUACUUUUUCCUGGGUAAGCAACAACAUUCAGUGCACUUCAUGGUUUUUCCAUUUAAUAUUUAUUUUAUUUAGGGUCCUCUUAUCUGAUUGUAUGUUACAAGAUCCUUCUCAUUAAUUUUUAAAAAGGUAAAUAAUUUUUAAUCGUGUGCACUUUAACAUUUUUUAGUUGUUUUGUGUGUGUGUGUGUGUGUGUGUGUGUGUGUAUAUCUUAUAUAUAAUGUUAUACUAAGUGAUUUUUAUAUUAAUAUAAAAAUACACUUAGAGUAAAAUUACACACACGUGUGUGUGUGUGUGUGUGUGUAUGUGUGUGUGUAUAUAAUAUAUAUAUAUUUUCUACGUGCAUAUUUAUGUAAUGUUUUUACAUAAUGAAGUAAUUUUAUUGAUUGCAAUUUGGGGGACCUACCUGACAAUCCAGGCAGAAAGACCAGAGAAUUUAAUUUCAAAACGGUAAAACAUAUCACAGCGGUGAUAUUGUCAGUGAUAGUGACGUUUUUUUUGCAUUUUUCACACACAAAUGGCACUUUCACUGAUGAUAUUGUUGUGAUACGUUUUACUGUUUUGAAACACUAAUAUUUGUGUUCACUGAAGUCUCCCGAGUAAAACAGUAUCCCCCAUGUACAGAUUUUAGAGUUUUGAAAGUUGCAGGGUCAAAUCUAAGGCUUGUGUGUUUUUUGUUUUUUUUUAAUUUGCCAGAUUGGUUAUGUUGCCUUUGAGAGCGUAUGGUAGCCCAGGAAUGAGAAUUACCCCCAUGAUGGCAUACCACUUGCAAAAGAAGACAACCCAAGUUAUUGCAAAUGGGGUAUGUCCAAUCUUUUUUAGUAGCCACUUAGUCACAAACACUGGCCAAAGUUGGCGUUUAUAAUAGUUUUUUGCAUUUUUAACACACAAAAUAAUAAAUACUAAUUUUGGCCAGUGUUUGUUACUAAAUGGCUACUAAAGCCAUGUAUGUGUGUAUGUAUAUAUAAUUUAAUUUUUUUUUUUUUUUUUAAAGCUAGAAUUUCUCGCUCUUAUGUAUUAGUCUACAUUCUUUAGAUCUGUAUGAUUGCUGAAAGCCAGGUGACAUUUAUUGAAACAUACAACAUCCUGGUAUUUAUAUUCUGUGUCUCUGGAUUAUUUUAUUGAAUGUCCUGACUUUCCUUCCUUUUCAGGUGCUUGUGAAGGUACUCUGGCUUGCUCUACUUGUCACCUCAUUUUUGAAGAUCCUGUAUUCCAGCAGUUGGACACUGUUACUGAUGAAGAAAUGGAUAUGCUGGACCUUGCCUACGGACUGACGGAAACGUAAGAUCGCUUUCAUUGCCCAUUCAAUAAUGCUGUCAAUCUCUAUGUAGAAUAUUCUCAUAAUGUGUUUCAGUUGUGUUGACACCAGUCUGUUGAACUUGUUUUGUUUGACCUGGAAAGCCUCUUUAACCCCUUAAGGACACAUGACAUGUGUGACAUGUCAUGAUUCCCUUUUAUUCCAGAAGUUUGGUCCUUAAGGGGUUAAAGGACCACUCUAGGCACCCAGACCACUUCAGCUUAAUGAAGAGGUCUGGGUGCCAGGUCCCUCUAGGACUAACCCUUUUUUUUUUUUUUUUUUAUAAACAUAGCAGUUUAGUAUGUUUAUGUUAGGGUUAAUCCAGCCUCCAAAUUCUCUAGUGGCUGUCUCAUUGACAGCUGCUAGAGGCGCUUGCGUGAUUCUCACUGUGAAAAUCAGUGAGAACACGCAAGCGUCCAUAGGAAAGCAUUGUAAAUGCUUUCCUAUGAGACCGGCUGAAUGUGCGCGCAGCUCUUGCCGUGCGUGCGCAUUCAGCCGAAAGGGAGAGGAGGAGGAGAGCUCCCUGUCCGGCGCUGGAAAAAAGGUAAGUUUUAACCCUUUCCUCCCCCAGAGCCGGGCGGGAGGGGGACCCUGAGGGUGGGGGCACCCUCAGGGCACUAUAGUGGUUCUUUAAACACUUUCUUUGUCUGACAUCCCCCUCCUAAUUCCUUUACUCCUCCGGAUUUUGAAAACCAACAUUGUAAAUUGAAUUAAAAAAAUAACAAUCCAUAAGUCAUAUAUACUUAGCUGUUGAAAGGAGUACAUAAUACUGUAUAAAAUGGGAAAAUAUGGCUUAAAACUUAUGAUGGUUUAUAUUAUGAAGUGUCAAGUAUUUUAGAACCUAGGAUUGUUUAGGUCAAAUUUGCAGCAUUAAUUUGACCCAUACAAAUAUGGUUACAUUUAUUGCUGCUGGAAAGUGUCAUUGGUAGCUGUCCUACUCAACCUGGAUUUCUUGGAAAUUAGUCUAAAUUGAAUUUGCUAAACGCGAUCUGCAAAUUACGCUUGAUUAAUGUUGGAAUUCACGACCUGCUCUUAGUAUUAAAUAUGCGUUACUUCUGGAUGCACACACUGCUGGGUAAAGUAAACAGAACAAGGAUUCACAAAAUCCCCCUAAUAAGCGGAAAGAGCCAAGAUUGUGUUCAUCACUGUAACUUCCUACCAACAAAUGAGCUGCAAUUGAGGUAAUCUUAUCGUUUGCAUACUCUGCUACUUCUAAUGUAUUAGUGAAUUUCUAAGAGUCCUAAAGAAACCAAAUAUUUUUCCCUUUUUAUAUUCUGUAUUUUUUAUUUUUUUGCCACGUGCAGCCCAUACAGGGUCGGGGUGGGGGGUGGGGGAGGGAGUUUAUAGAUCAUGUUCCUGUACUCACCGCUCAAUUCUCUGCCAUUUAGGGGUUAAAUCACUUUGUUUAUAAAGACUUAGUCACACUUCCCUGCAUGUGACUUGCAAAGCAUUCCUAAACACUUCCUGUAAAGACAUCUAAUGUUUAUACUUCCUUUAUUGCACACUCUGUUUUAAUUUAGACUUAAUCUUCUGCUUGGUUAAUAGCCUUCUAGACCCUGUAAAAGCCACCUGUGUGAUUCAAGUUCAGUUUACAGAGCAGGAGAUAAGAGUCUAAACCAAGUUAACAUCUGAUUGGAAAUGAAACCAUUUUUUUCACGUGUCACAGUCAGGGAAUGUGGGGCUAUGACUGCAUAAACAGAAACACAGGUGGUUUAACUCCUAAAUGGCAGAGAACUGAACAGUGAGACUGCAGAGGCAUGAUCUAUACACCAAACCGGCUUCAGUAAGCUGAAGUCCGUUAAAUAUCUAGAGUAUGUCACUCUGGAGUCUAAUUAUUCAAACUAUAAAUUAUUUUGAAUUUAGAUAAAAAUAUACUUGGGAAAUUCUCUAACUUGUCCAUGGGCAGAGAUUGGCUAUUUUAACCUACAUUUUGCAAUAUUUCCAUUUCACAACAAUGUGGUGUUUAAUCAUUAAAUCCUUCUGUGUAAUGAUGGCAUUCCGUGUUCCUGGAAUGUCAUUCUACACAUGUGAUUGACCUAUAUCUCAGUCCUUGCUACUGUUUAUGACUUGCCUUAUGUAUAGCUAUCCUCUUCAGAUAAGGAAUGUCUUACUGAGCUGUUAUCUGUCUCCUGCAACAAUAUAUGGUGCUUAAUGAUUUAGAAAAAAAAAAUAUGAACUUCAAGUAUGCCACACUUGCAUAGAAUGUUACCAAAGGUGAUUUGAUGUGUUGUAAUGCCUUUACCCUGCCUAUUUACUCCACCUGCCCCAUAGUUUUGUAUAUAAUUCACUGUCAUGUCUCUAUUCGAGCACAAAAUGCUUAUUGUUUGGACUCUGGGCAGCCCAGCCAUUCUUGUCAUUGUUGGCACAAUCAGAAAGACCAUUCUCGGCAUGUGACACCAAAGUACACAUUUCAAGAGCGAGUGAAAUUUUGGGCAAGAUACUAUUUCAGAGUGUUACAGAUUCCGUUCUUGCAGGGGGCCACAAAAUGUGGCACAGCGUGCAUAUGCAGAAUGCUAGGUAUAUUUUUCUUCCCAUAGAAGUCAUGUACAUUGUACUAGAAAUUGUGACAUUGCUUAGGGUGGGUUUUAGCCAGUGGUGUAGGUAGUGUAGGGCUGACAACUAAGAAAAUAAAACUGACUUCUUAAUUUGACGUGGUGUAGAUUACUUUGAAAGAGCAGCAAUAUCAAGCAGCUAUGGAAAUUAUUGAUCUAUUGAAGUGCUAGUUGCUCCCAUUUGUUGAACAAGUAGCCUGAAAUUAAUGAAUAAGUGGGGGGACAAAACACUUUCCUGGCAAUAUCCACUUUAAAACAUGUGUACAGGGUCAUUCACUAUUUAGUUUUGUUUUCUUUAUGAAGUCCCUGUUAAACAUUUAAUAUAUUUAUAUUUUUAGGUCAAGGUUGGGUUGCCAAAUCUGCCUACAGAAAUGGAUGAACGGAAUGACUGUCAAAGUGCCAGAGGCUGUUGCAGAUGUCAGGCAGACAGUGGACAUGGGCAAGAGUUAAUGAAACCGGUUAUAGCGUGGAAUGACCUCUAAAACAUUGACUUUUUUUUUUUUUAUAAUAAAUAAUAUCUUAAUCUUAUUUUUUAAUUUCACCAUAUAUCACAUAAUCUGUUUUGUUUGUUUUUCAGUUUGACGCAAUGUAAUCUGUGCAUAUGUCCCCAUGAUUUUAUGUAAUGCCGAUUGCUGACCUCAUAGUGCCUUUACAUGAGCCUGAAUAGAUGUAUCUAAUAAUGGACAGACUGCACUGCAGAAAGAGUCUGAAACGAUUACCUAUAAUAACCUAUUAGUGGAGCAAGCGCUUUACAGAUAUGAUGAGACCUAAUUUCUAGAUCUGGCUACGUCCGUUACAGUACAUACACAGCUCGCUGCUGCUAUUAGCAUUGCCACUAGGUGGUGGACACGUACUGUGCAUUGCAUUAGUAAAAGGGUAAUCUGCAGUCACUGUACGUAUUUAAUUUUAGAUAGAAGCUUCCCUUUUGGGGACUCGACACUCAGUCAUCUUGUAUCCAUGUUUAUGAUGCUAUCAUAAGCAAUUCAAAUGUUUUUAAUUCAUUUUUAAAGUUUGUAUUUAGUUGCUGCACAAAGUUUUAUAGGGGAUUAUUUAAAAAAAAAAAAAACCCGAGUUGGAAAGAAUUGACAACAUUAUGCAAUUAUCCAAUAUUUGUCAAAAUUGAAAACAAUGUGCAAAUACUGUUACUUGGCUAUUUUGGGCCUAAAUUUGCUAUACCCUUAAAUUUCUGUUUUAGCAAAAUAGACCAGACUUUUUUUAAAUUUGACUGUUUCAGUUGUUUACACAUUGUCAGUAUGUUGUCUCUGGUUACAAUUCUCAUAUUUUAGCUCCUUUAGAGCGCAUGUAACAUUAGAUUUGAUUAUAGUAAUGUAUUAAAUUCAUUUUAAACAAUUUUUUUGUUUAAAAAAUAUAUAAAUGUCUCUUCCUACUUUUUGUUAA
Molecule: messenger RNA, 6748 nt
Organism: Pelobates cultripes (western spadefoot toad)
Lineage: Eukaryota; Metazoa; Chordata; Amphibia; Anura; Pelobatidae
Source: the annotation of a GenBank genome assembly